CCUUCAAUAUUUGGCUAGAGGCGUAUCAGUGACUCAUGCCCCAACGCCAUUACUCAGACAGGUGCUGCCAUCGUAUGUUGUGUAUCCAUUUAAAUUAUUUGAUUUGUUUGUUUCAGAAACUUUGCUAUGUCAUACCUUCCUUCCUUCCUUCAAUAUUUGGCUAGAGGCGCUGCCACAACUCAAAUCCCAACGCCAUUACUCCAAGGCCGGUAUUCAUAGUCAGAUCUUAUAUUUAAGAUCAUCUUAAGUACUGUCUUAAGUGUCAUGAACCAAUCACAGAGCCGUAUUCGCAUCUUAAGACAUUACUUAAGACGGUCUUGAAAUAAGAUUUGACUAUGAAUAGCGGCCCAAAUCUGUCAUACCGUCUAUCUCUAGCUGUGUGAUUGGGGGGCCUCGACCCCCCGCACCGCGGUGGGGGUGGGGGCCAUAGUCUUUUCUGAGAAAUUCAUUUUUUAGCUUAUAGCGUGUUCGACUGGCCCUGGGUUAAUCGCGAGAGCGAUUAAUGACGUCUAAGUCUCUACUAGCCAAUCAUAAAACUUAUAAGUACUUGUUCGACCAAUAAACGUAAGCUGAAUAACCCAGAGUGGGUUAACCCAGAGCCAGUCGAACAUGCUAUUAAGCACAAGAGAUUGCGGCCUCCACCUCGCCGCGGUGCGGAGGGUCUGGAGGGCGAAGCCCUUCUAGUCACGCAGCUAGAGAUAGACGAGAAUUAUAAUUACUGAAUAUUAGAGAAAGCGUGAAAAAAGACUGUUAUAUCUGUGGAGAGGUAUUACACAAGAAAAUGGAUACACGGAUUCAGACAUUUAUAUUCUUUGACUUGGAGACAACUGGUCUAUAUGAAGGAGCAGUUGCACCUCAAAUUACAGAAAUAGCUUUAGUUGCUGUUUCCAGGAAGUCAAUAUGUAACAGCAGGCAGAAUUCUCUGCCAAGGAUUUUACAUAAACUAGUACUUCCAGUUAAUCCAAAAAAAAUUAUAUCAUCAAAAGUGGAAGAUAUGACAAAAUUAUAUAAUGAAGAUAUGAUGUUACUACAGCCUUUUGAAUCUGGAGUUUAUGAAUUAAUAAUGUACUUUUUGCGUCGUCUUACACCACCCAUUUGUUUUGUAGCACAUAAUGGUGAUGCAUUUGAUUAUCCAAUACUUUUGUCAGAAUUAAAAUGCAUUAACGAGGUUAUUGAUAAUAGAAUUUUGUGCAUUGACACAUGUAAAAUGUUCAAAGAUUUCUUUAAAGGAGUACCAAGCGAUACUAUGUCAUACAGCUCUACUGUCAAUGCUCUACAUGCAAAAGAAAUUGACAAUUUGCUGGAUGAUGAAUACAAUGAGUCCUUGUCUGCAGUAUUAGACUCAGUGAUGAUGAUGAGCAAAAAGACUGUAGGCCAAAAUAUAGCCACGACAUCUUUGCAAAAAUUCUCAUGCGAAGACAAAAAUACUAAAGUUCCCGACAGUAAAUAUAAUGUAAAUGAGAACGCUGUUGACAGUAGUUUGCAAAACUACAAAAGUCAAAACAAUCAAAAAACACCGACGAGUCAGAUAAUGAAGCAACAGGAUACCGUGAAUCGACCUUUUAAGCAGAAUAAUUAUAGACGAAAAUUAGAAUUUGGAUGCGAAACAAAGAGCCCCGUCAAUUUCAAACUCGCCAGUAUUUAUGAACACAUGUUCGGCUCAAAUUUUGAAGAUGCACAUUCCGCCGAGGCAGAUUGUUCUGCAAUGCUGCGUUGCGUUAUUCAGAUUAACGAUUACUUCCUUACAUGGUCAGACAAUAAUGCAUCCCCUCUGGCUUUCUGUAAAAAGAUACAGUAACCUUUUUGAUCAAUUAUAGACAAUUUAAUCAUAAAAAUAAGUCGAAAGAUAAUACAAAAUAAUAUAGUACAAGUUUUUGUCUAUUAAGAUACAAGAUCAAUGCAUGUAUGAAAUUGUAAGUGUUAAUUCCUUAUAGAUAUUGUAUAAGGUGUAUAUUUAAAAAAAUAUUUUUAUUACUUGUUCUUACUAUUGUUUAUAGCAUGGCAAAUAUUUUAAUAUUCUUUGUUAGUAAAAAUAUGUUUAUAUAGUGAAAGUAUAAUAAAUGAACACUUCUAUUAAUUAAAAUAUAAUAUUUAUAUAUCUUAA
Messenger RNA from Odontomachus brunneus, 2104 nucleotides. RefSeq names its product exonuclease DPD1, chloroplastic/mitochondrial. The record is from RefSeq and is a predicted model, not a curated record. Gene Ontology annotation, cellular component: cytoplasm. NCBI's taxonomy places the organism in Eukaryota, Metazoa, Arthropoda, Insecta, Hymenoptera, Formicidae. Gene Ontology annotation, molecular function: 3'-5'-DNA exonuclease activity; nucleic acid binding. The coding region runs from base 782 to 1798 and encodes 338 amino acids. The transcript has 4 exons. Gene Ontology annotation, biological process: DNA catabolic process.